UUAAAACGGUAAUAAACAUCACUCUUGAAUUGAUAUCGCAUAAAGCCACACGUCAAUUACCAGUGAAGUUGUAGCAAUAAAAAAUGUCUUUGAUGCGUUGGACUGUAGUACUAAUACUAUUAGUAUUAAAUGCUAGUUGGGUAACAUGUCAAAUGUGUAAUGAUGGUGAAUACGCUCCAGAUCCAUUCGAUUGUAACGGAUUUCGCCAGUGUUUACACGGACAAUGGGUUCAAAGAUUCUGUCCCCGUUAUUUACAUUUUAAUCGUUUCAUUUCGGCUUGUGAUUUUUCGUGGAAUGCAAAUUGCGAGUUGGAAGAGACAACUACUACAUCAACAUCAACACCAACACCAACGACUGAAACAACCCCUCCGACAGAAACUACAACGACUCAAACAACGCCAACUCCUCCACCAACUACAACGACUGAAACAACCACUCCGCCAGAAACUACAACGACUCAAACAACGCCAACUCCUCCACCAACUACAACGACUGAAACAACCCCUACGCCAGAAACUACAACGACUCAAACAACGCCAACUCCUCCGCCAACUACAACGACAGAAACAACCCCUACGCCAGAAACUACAACGAUAGAAACAACCAUAACUCCUCCACCAACUACAACGACUCAAACAACUACAACUCCUCCGACAACUACAACUCCUCCGCCAACUACAACUCCUCCGCCAACUACUACUACAGUUCCAACUACAACAACUCCAAUACCUUGUACUCCCUCUUGUAACCCAUUAGGACCACAACCUCAACAUUUACCGCAUCCAAAUUGCUCCAUGUUUUAUAAAUGUGCUCAUGGUAUACCUCAUGAAAUGAUUUGUCGUUUCGCUCAACAUUGGUCGAUUGCUACUGACCGAUGUGAGUCUCCGGAUGUAGCAGAAUGUAACGAGGGAGACGCUUGUGAACAAGCCGAUGCCCGCCCACCAGAUUUUUGGUAAAUGACGUAGACCGAACUGACAAAAUGGCGACGAAUAAAUAUAUUGAUAAUACAUUUUCGAUGCACU
This is a messenger RNA of Bradysia coprophila, 1022 nucleotides long. RefSeq lists its product as uncharacterized. Lineage: Eukaryota; Metazoa; Arthropoda; Insecta; Diptera; Sciaridae. Gene Ontology annotation, cellular component: extracellular region. Gene Ontology annotation, molecular function: chitin binding. The record is from RefSeq and is a predicted model, not a curated record.